AUGUUCCGCGCUCGGCCAAAGUCAUUCCGUCCGACUGAAGUCUCGGCCAAAGUCAAACCACCGGCCGAUCACGCACGACCCGGGAAACAUGUCCCGCGGUCGGCCAAGCUUCAACGUCACGCCACGCCGCGCACGACCAGCCGCGCGAGCCGGGAAACAAGCCUCGCGGCCGCGCAACCGUUCGCGUACCACGGCCGAUGCAUCCGUCCGAGCCGGGAAAGAACGUCCCACGUCCGGCCGAGAAACCAUCGGCCAAAUCUCAUCCGCCGACCACGCCGGCCGACCAUGAAACAUCCGGCCACGACCGUUCCGACUCGGCCCAAGACCCGACUGUCCGGCCGAUCGUCCCGACCGACCGUCCGAACGCCGCGGUCGACCCGAAGCCGUUUUUGA
Microthlaspi erraticum is the source of this 393-nucleotide messenger RNA. NCBI's taxonomy places the organism in Eukaryota, Viridiplantae, Streptophyta, Magnoliopsida, Brassicales, Brassicaceae. The record is from the annotation of a GenBank genome assembly.